AUGAAACUACAUAAUCUUUACAAAAUUCGUGGCUGCCUAAAUGAGUUUGCUGCUAAGGCCAUUGUUCAAGCUGUAGUUGUAUCAAGACUUGACUAUUGUAAUAGCCUUUUAUAUGGUGCCACUGCCAGAGAUAUCAACUGCUUACAAAAAUUCCAAAAUUCGGCAGCUAGGUUUGUUUCUGGCGCAUCUCGCUACGACCAUAUUACUCCCGUUCGAAAACGACUGCACUGGCUUCCUAUAAUGCAGCGUGUGGAGUAUAAGGUGGCUCUAAUUGUUUACAAGGCCCUGAAUAAUGCAGCCCCAUCUUACAUCAGUGAGCUCUUGUCCACCUAUGUACCAUGCCGACAACUGCGUACAGUUGACUUGGGACUCCUCCAAGUCCCUUAUACUGCUUCAUGCAUGGGGGAUAGGGCGUUUGCUGUUGCAGGUCCCAAGACUAUUCAAUAG
Portunus trituberculatus (swimming crab) is the source of this 447-nucleotide messenger RNA. RefSeq lists its product as uncharacterized. The coding region runs from base 1 to 447 and encodes 148 amino acids. The transcript has a single exon. Lineage: Eukaryota; Metazoa; Arthropoda; Malacostraca; Decapoda; Portunidae. The record is from RefSeq and is a predicted model, not a curated record.